AUGGCUUGUAACCAGGAGAAGGCGCAGUCCUUGCUCAACCGCUUCACCACGAUGAAAAUGAAGCAGCAGGAGAAGCGCAAGCCCCGCGAGCGCCGGCCGUACCUCGCCUCCCAGUGCCGGGACCUCGCCGCCGCCGACCGCUGGCGUGGCGAGGUCCUGCGCGAGAUGGGCGUCAAGUUGGCCGAGAUCCAGAACGAGGGCCUCGGAGAGCACCACCUCCGAGUCCUCAACGAAGAGAUCAACAAGCUCCUCUGCGAGCGCAGCCACUGGGAGCACCGCAUGCUCGAGCUCGGAGGCCGCGACUACUCUCGGAGCGCCCUGAUGACCGACCUCGACGGCAACAUCGUCGCCAUCCCCAACCCCUCAGGGCGGGACCCGGGCUACCGCUACUUUGGCGCUGCCAAAAAGCUCUCGGGCGUUCGUGAGCUAUUUGACAAGCCACCUGAGGUCCGCAAGCGCCGCACCCGCUACGGGAUCCACAGGGACAUGGAGAAACAAGAUUUCUUCGGAUAG
Molecule: messenger RNA, 513 nt
Organism: Triticum urartu
Lineage: Eukaryota; Viridiplantae; Streptophyta; Magnoliopsida; Poales; Poaceae
Source: RefSeq, a predicted model, not a curated record